GGCAGGGUGGGAGAGGUAGGUGAGGGCAGGAGAGGAAGACAAGCUCCAGUUGAAGUCUAACCUGAGGAGUGAGAGCUCGCGCACCUCCUCUCUCCUCCCUCGUCCAUGCUAGUCUCCUUCCUCUGGAAACCAGCACUUCCCUAAGUGCCGUGUGCCGAUGGCGUGCCCUUGACACACCGGCGAGCACCCAUCUGGCCUCUGUCCGCAUCAGGACCUGGAAUUUAAAUAAAGAAUAAUGCUGAAAAUGAGGGUGAAUUUGGUGAUUUUGAGUGUGGUGGGCGGCUGGGCACUGGACCUGGAGCCCGGGCUGGGCACAGCGCCUCGCAAGUGUGAAAGGAUUACUAUACCCAUGUGUAAAGAGAUGCUCUACAACACCACCAGGAUGCCCAACCUCUUGGGACACUUCAGUCAAGCAGAGGCCGCUAUUCAGGUCCACGAGUACAUGCCACUGGUGGACAUCGGGUGUAGUCGACACCUGCGGUUCUUCCUGUGUUCGCUGUACGCCCCCAUGUGUUCCCCUGUGGUGGGCACCCCCGUCCCCUCCUGCAGGUCCAUUUGUCUCCAGGUAAAGCAGAACUGUCUACCAGUGCUGCAAAAAUUCAAUUUUUCAUGGCCAGCUGUUCUGGACUGCUCUCGACUACCCACUCCUGAAGAUAAUGGCCUCUGUAUGGAACCACCUAACGUAACAGCUUCCUCCCUACCUCGGGACCAUAUGGGACCCUCCCGAACACUCCCCACUAUGAGCAUGCCUCCUACACCACAUGACCCUCCUAAGGUGGCUUGUCCCCCUCGGCAGAUUUGGGUGGAUAGCAAGGGCGGUGGAAUGUGUGCACCCAAAUGUGGCCAAGAUGUUCUCUUCCGCAGAGCUGAUAAACAUUUUGCAGAGGUGUGGAUGCUGGUGUGGGCAGGACUGUGCUUUGUCUCGACACUCUUUACUGUCUUGACCUUUUGGCUGGAACCGGCCAGGUUUCGCUACCCAGAGAGACCCAUCAUAUGCUUGUCACUCUGCUAUCUCCUGUACUGCCUUGCCUACCUAUCCAGGUUGGUGGUGCCAGUUGAGGUGCUUUCGUGCGAGGUGUCACAGAAUGGGGUGUCGCACCUCGCUGUGGAGGGUCUACAGUCAUCAGGAUGCAUCAUCACCUUUAUUCUGCAGUAUUAUUUUGGGAUGGCAUCGGGUAUCUGGUGGAUGGUACUGACAUUGACCUGGUUCCUGUCAGCAGGAAAGAAGUGGUCAUCUGAGGCACUACAAGCUUAUGCUUCAUAUUUCCACACUGCUGCUUGGGGCCUGCCUGCUGUGUUCACAAUUCUCAUCCUUGCCUUUAAGCAGGUGGAUGGAAAUGAGCUAGUGGGUUUGUGUUAUGUUGGCAAUGUACACCAGUGGGCCCACAUGAGCUUUGUAUUGGCUCCAUUGUCUUCCCUUCUGGCCAUCGGUACUCUUUUCAUUGCAUUUGGCUUUGUGGCACUCUUUCGCAUCCGCCGUGCAAUCAAGAACGAGGUGGAUAAUACACAAAUUAGUGGAGGAACUAGUUUACCGUUAGCUGCCAACUCCUACCACGUAGCAACUAACGUAAAUAAGUUAGAGAAACUCAUGAUACGCAUUGGAGUCUUCUCUGUCCUCUACACUGUCCCUGCUGUGUGCGUUAUUGCCUGUAAUGUAUAUGAAUACCUCUGCCAUCAGCAGUGGCACGCAAUGGCAUCAGCUGCAGCUUUGCAGUGUGGUGUGGGAAUGCACAGAAGUGGAUUCUCUCACAAGCAAUAUCACCGUGGUAUAGGUGGAAGUGCAGAGUGUACAUUGGAGCAGAGCAUACCAUCUGUGGAGAUCUUCAUGUUAAAAAUCUUCAUGUCAUUAGUCGUAGGCAUCACAUCAGGCAUGUGGAUUUGGUCAUCAAAAACGGUGAUGUUGUGGCAGAAGUUCUUCCAGGGUCUGUGUGGACAGCGUAAAGUCUUGAGGAAGAAAGAUGGUCACAUUUACCAUCCUCCCAACCAGAUGAAGAGUGUAAAAGCCACCAAUGGUCAGCACCAAGGUGCUAAAGGUAUGCAACAUCCAGUACAACACCAUCCAUCAUCCCAGCAGUCUGCAGAUUUAGCUCAGUUUCCUCACAGGUUACACAGUUCAACAACUAUGCAUUUAUCUCAAGUGUGAAGUUACACUGAAGAAAUUAGCUAAUAAUUUUGUUUAGUCUAUUUUAUAUUAUAAAAGUACAAUAGCUUUAAUGAUGAAUAAGUAUGCAUUUUGAGGAUGUUUGCAAUUAUUACAUAUACAUACAAUAUUUCUUAAACAAAAGUGAAUGUGUGUGCAAUUAUGUUCAUAAGGAUAUGCUGUGUUUGAAGCACAUCCAUUGGGCAUGUAGUGUGUAUUUGGCCCUGCACCACGCCUGUAGGUCUACAGUAUGUGAGUGAGCAAAGACCUGCAGUAUAGAUGGAGGGUGUGAGCAUAAAGAGGGCUGCAUUGU
Procambarus clarkii (red swamp crayfish) is the source of this 2453-nucleotide messenger RNA. RefSeq names its product frizzled-10. The record is from RefSeq and is a predicted model, not a curated record. Gene Ontology annotation, cellular component: plasma membrane. Gene Ontology annotation, molecular function: Wnt-protein binding; Wnt receptor activity. Gene Ontology annotation, biological process: non-canonical Wnt signaling pathway; canonical Wnt signaling pathway. Lineage: Eukaryota; Metazoa; Arthropoda; Malacostraca; Decapoda; Cambaridae.